Messenger RNA from Rhopilema esculentum, 1509 nucleotides. RefSeq names its product low choriolytic enzyme. Gene Ontology annotation, biological process: proteolysis. Lineage: Eukaryota; Metazoa; Cnidaria; Scyphozoa; Rhizostomeae; Rhizostomatidae. The record is from RefSeq and is a predicted model, not a curated record. Gene Ontology annotation, molecular function: carbohydrate binding; zinc ion binding; metalloendopeptidase activity.
UUAGAGUACCUAUAUAUAAGGUCCCAAUGCAAAGACAAAAUGGAUUUGUUUGUAUUUUUGGGUGAAAGCAUUGCGGUAGUCAUGAGGUCAUUCGCAUUUCAAGCGGUUGCUUUAGCAUUGCUACAGUGUGUUUUUGGAAUAGAUCCAAUGGAAAAUCCAGAUCUGUUUGAAGGAGAUAUGAUACUGACGAAGAGCCAGCUGAAAGAGAUUGACCAGCAAAGGGGGCCUGGUGCUGAGUUUGCUGCCUUCAAAACAAGGCCAUGGCCUAUGCCUAUCUAUUAUGAAAUAGAUCCAGGGUUAAGCAAACACAGCUUUGCUGUAAAAGGAAUAAAAGAUGCCAUCAAACACUACGAGGAAAAGACAUGCUGCGCUUUGAGGAGAAAAAGGGUGAAAAUGAAACUUUGUACUUCUAUAGAGGAAAAGGGUGCUGGUCAUAUGUUGGCUAUAUUCCAAACAAAAUGGCUCCUAUUUCAUUGGGAUACGGCUGCUGGAGAAAGGGCAUCGUAAUUCACGAAAUGGCUCAUGCACUUGGAUUCUUUCACGAGCAGUCUAGGCCGGACAGGGACGAUUAUGUUACCAUCCUUUGGGAAAAUAUUCCAAAAUAUUUUAGAAACCAAUUCAAGAAAUAUACAUUGAAGCACAUCGAUUCACUAAACGUUCCAUAUGACUACUUGUCAAUAAUGCACUACAACAGACAUCAGUUUGGAGGUGACAAGCCAACGAUAGACGCUAAAGACCCUGCAUAUAAAUACAAGAUUGGACAACGAAAUGGUCUCAGUGAAAAAGACAUUCUUCAGUUUGGGAUAAUGUAUAACUGCCCUGGUUUUACCCGCCCACCUGUCACCAAGGGGUCUUCACAAAAGCCAACAACUCACGCUCCAACAAAGCAACAAACAACUAGAUUGAAAACAAUUCAGCCAACAACUAAAUUGAGUACAGUUGAACCAACCAGUAUGGCAAGAUCAACACUGAAGAAAACAACAACCCGGACCCAAAAGCCAAAACCCACAACGGUAAAGACAACGCCAGCAGUGUAUUACAGACAACUGCUGGUAUGUGAAAAUCGCACACGAAGUUUCAGUUGCUCCUUUGGCUCUGAGGUGAAAGUAGAGUAUGCCAUGUAUGGACGACAAAUUGGAAUGUACUGUCGCUGGGGACCCGUGAAAUCUAUAAACUGCAAAGUGCCAGAUGCCCUUCAACGAGUUAGAGCGCUUUGCGAGGGAAAACAAUAUUGCAAAAUGCAAGCAAAUGAUUUGUUCUUUGGUUACGAUCCAUGCCCAGGAACAUUCAAAUAUCUUGAAGUGCGGAUGGGAUGCAUGAAAAAAUCAUAGCUUCUUUGUACCCGACGUCCCUGAAGAGGCUUAGAGUCAACAGUCUUCUUGUUUUAUUCGCUAGCAAUUUAUUUAUCAUUUAUCAUGUAUCAAUCAGGCGUGGUAUAAUAGCAUCUACGUCACUACAUGACAAGCAUGGCCACAAUCUAAACGUUUACAGAAAUAUAUCAUGACUUUA